Molecule: messenger RNA, 1844 nt
Organism: Saccostrea echinata
Lineage: Eukaryota; Metazoa; Mollusca; Bivalvia; Ostreida; Ostreidae
Exons: 4
Coding region: 111-1040 (309 amino acids)
Biological process (GO): cellular response to hydrogen peroxide
Source: RefSeq, a predicted model, not a curated record
AUAUGGCGUCGGUUUGUUGUUGUUAGAAAGUACGCAAUGUGAAAACCAUUUUUUGAACAGUUCAGAAAAGUGUGGGUUAUCUCAUUGGAGAUAUAUUGGGAUUCGUUAGAAUGGGUGAUAAUGAAGACACAAAAAUACAGUUAACAUCAGCAUUUGGCAAUUUACAAGUGAGACAAGAGCAGACCGAUUUUCUAGAAAGGUAUGAGCAGGAUCUGACACUUACAGGGGGAAGUGACAGGAAUAAAUUAGAUGCCUUUUGGACAACUGUGAUUGGUUCCACUUCUGAAGAGGAAAAAGAAGGUGCUAAAGUUCAAAAUAGUAUUAAACACAAAAAGAAAAUUCCCAAGAGAAUGGAACCUUAUCCUCAAGAGGUCAUAUUUUCUAUGCAGAAAAUAUCUUUAAAUCAUGAAAAGUGUGAAAAUGAGCAGUGCAUGUGUUCAAAGCAAAGAUCUCAAGCAGAGACAGAGAAGAAAUACAAUUAUGCCCAAGUUACCAGUUUGACACCGCCCCCACGUAAAUACAUAAGGGAAGCUAGACUAAAACUCCAUCACUCAGAGAAGGAUAGAAAGCAAAUUAUAAGAUCAGCACGAUUAAAGUUAGUGAAAAAAGGAAGGCAUAGUGAGAAAAUUCCUUUACAUGUGGAGAGAACUAAGUUGCCAGUGACAGGUGCUUUGGACAGUCCUACAAACAGUACCUUUCUUUUUGGGGCAGGGUGUAAAACCAAUCUUGAAAAUUUUUCUUCCUUAAAUCAGGGCUUUAGCGAAAAAGGAAAAGAUUUAGAAAAUGCCAGUCUUCAUAAGAGAUUGAAAUCUUCCAACCAUAAACACCACUUUAGGUCUAAAACUGACCCUAUGUAUUUUUCCAAAGCUGUGGGUUCUGAAAGUGUAAAAAGCAGAAGUUCUGACCAGUAUUUAGAGAGGAGUUGUUCACAGGAGGCUAGGUUAGAUGACAUGACUGUGGAUGAAUUAGCCUGCUAUUUUGAUGAUUUUGUGUAUAUUCCAAAGAAAAUGUCAAGUAUGGCAGAAAUGAUGUAUAUAUAGGGUGCCAAGUUUGCAAGAGAAAAUUCUUCUCAUAAUAGUGCAGUUUUUGCUUUUUGUUUAUGAUGUGGUCAGGAUAGUGAGAGUACUUCCUCUUGUUCAACAACUGAAAUUCACUUUUAUUGCAGUUUAAAUGGUGAUUAGGUUACACACCUUGCAUAAUCCUUUGGUUAAUGUGAUUAAAUUGUAUUUAGUUUUUGUGAAGAAGUUUCAUGCUUCAUUAGAAAAAUGCAGGAAGCAUUGCAAUUGUUUGUGGUCAGAUUAAAUGGUCAUGAGUGUGUUAUUGUUUUUUUUCCCAAAUGGAUAUUAUUCAUUCAAAGGUUAUUUUGUCAUGGUAGUCAUAUUGUCCAGUCAGUGCAGGAAUCUAGUCAUUUGAAGUGGCUUCAAGUAAUAUAUUAUUGAAAAGAUGUAAUAGGGUUAAAUGGUAAAACAUGUAAAAAAAAAAAUUCUCUUUCACAAAUUUGUUUGAAGAAGUGUGAAGAUUACACUGUAACAUGUUUAUGCAAUGUUUAAUUACUUGGUACCGUAAACAAAGCAUGUUUAUCAACAUAAAAAGUACUGUUUUGGAUUGUCUGUGCGUUCUUAACAGUCUUUCUUUUAGCUUAAAAUUAUUGUUUUCAAUUUAAGGUGGGAAAGAAAAAACAUUGCCAAAUUUGCCUUUCUUGGACUUAUGUUUGGCUUUUUCAGAUUGUUUUAAAAUCUGUUUUGCUUUGAAUUUUGAAUCUAUCCACAGAAGAAUUUUUGCAAGCUUGAUUUGAAGGAUUUAAACUGUGUAAAGUAAAUAAACUGCAUCUUACAUUUUGAAAA